AUGUCUUCCACUGGCAAACAGACUUCUGCGGGGAUGAGUGCAGAUAUCUACCAGCCCAAUGAAUCAUUGCGAACAUCUGUCAAAGUCUCGCUUGCUUUUGCUUUCACUAUAUCUACAGUUGCUGUAGCUUUGCGGAUCUGGGCGCGCAAGUUGACCGGCUGCAAAUUGUUUCUGGAUGACUAUUUGAUCUUGAUAGCUUUGCUUUUUAAAUAUGGCUGCUCCAUCGGCGUCACAAUGCUAUUGUUCAACGGCCUGGGCUACCACAUGGACAUUGUUCCAGAGGAACAAAUCGUGGCCUACUUCAAGAUCGGAUGGGCAAAUCCAUUUGUCUACACUCCGUGUGUAGCAUUUAUCAAGUUGUCUGUUCUGGCGCUCUACAAGCGUCUCUUUGCAGUUAGAUACAUGGUAUUAGCUUGCAAUAUAAUGGCCUCGGUUGUUAUAUUGUGGACUGUCAGUAUUCUGGUCGCGAAUACAUUGAGUUGUAUCCCGAUCAAGAAGUCCUGGGAUAUGUCGAUCGAUGGAUCCUGUAUCGACAUGGCCAGCUUCUACUACGGCAUGCAGAUCCCAAAUAUUGUCUCCGAUCUCAUCAUAUUGGUGAUGCCUAUCAAGGUUGUUGUUGGCCUGCCGAUCGCAAAAACACAAAAACUGCUCUUAUCUUGUGUCUUCCUCGUGGGUGGCUUAACCUUUAUUUUUGACUGUGUCCGUUUGUGGGUUGCUAUCCAGCUAACUAAAUCAGGACCUGAUAUUACUUACAACCAAGCUCCAACUGCCAUGUGGACCUGCACUGAAUCCGCAGUCGGUAUCGUCGGCGCUUGUCUUCCCAAUCUCAGGCCACUGUUCAAGAUUGGCUCUGGUAACUUCUGGUCUCAACUUCGAUCUAGCCGUGGAUCAUCAAAGAAGGGCCUUAUGAAUUCCAACACUACGAACACCACCAGCACAUCAGAGUCUUCAACUAUUGCAAAGCCGCACAUGAUUGAUCAUAUAAGUGAGCAAGGAACUCAAGGGAUUGAAGUUCACCGAUACAGCAGAUAUGCCGAAGGUGAAAAACAUUAA
This is a messenger RNA of Penicillium angulare, 1053 nucleotides long. Its product is annotated as putative integral membrane protein Pth11-like. The record is from RefSeq and is a predicted model, not a curated record. NCBI's taxonomy places the organism in Eukaryota, Fungi, Ascomycota, Eurotiomycetes, Eurotiales, Aspergillaceae. Bases 1 to 1053 code for a protein of 350 amino acids. The transcript is spliced from 6 exons.